UUGCGUGUUUAUUAGUAUUUUGAUUUAUUUAUUUAUUUUUACUGUACUUACUGUGUAUUCCGAAUGGCAAACAGUUAAUGCAAAUAGUACAAUCCAGUGAAAGGAGUUAUCAUCUGGGUGGAUGCGUCUCUAUGGGAAAAAAAAACAUGUUAUCUUGUGUUGGUUGUCCUGUCCUGAGCCGGGUGCUCAGCACCGGGGCAUUUCGUUUCCCCGCUGUUGCUUCUGGAACUGCUCGUGCUGCCGCCGCCGCCUCUACCUCAAUCACUACAAGUAGCUGCAUGGCCUUGGUGCGCCACAACAGCACUGCUCAGCAGGAUCAACCCAAGAAGACAAAGUUUGGACCUCUUUCUGACCAGGACAGAAUUUUUACUAAUUUGUAUGGACGACAUGACUGGAGGCUGAAAGGUGCGCUGAGUCGUGGCGACUGGUAUAAGACCAAGGAGAUCCUGGACAAGGGAGUAGACUGGAUCCUGAAUGAGAUUAAAGUGUCAGGCCUGCGUGGUAGAGGAGGAGCUGGCUUCCCCACAGGGAUGAAGUGGGGCUUCAUGAACAAGCCCAGUGAUGGCAGGCCUAAGUAUCUUGUGGUGAAUGCUGAUGAGGGAGAGCCUGGCACCUGUAAAGAUAGGGAGAUCAUGCGUCAUGACCCUCACAAGCUGGUGGAGGGGUGCCUGGUUGCUGGCAGGGCCAUGGGAGCGCGUGCUGCCUAUAUUUACAUCCGAGGAGAGUUCUACAAUGAAUCUUCCAACCUUCAGGUGGCCAUUAAUGAAGCGUAUGGGGCAGGACUAAUUGGCAAGAAUGCCUGUGGCUCAGGCUAUGACUUUGAUGUGUUUGUGGUACGUGGAGCUGGGGCUUAUAUCUGUGGGGAGGAGACUGCUCUGAUUGAGUCCAUUGAGGGCAAACAGGGAAAGCCACGUCUAAAGCCCCCAUUCCCUGCUGACGUGGGUGUGUUCGGUUGCCCAACAACAGUCGCCAAUGUAGAGACAGUAUCUGUGGCGCCAACCAUCUGCCGUCGAGGUGGCACGUGGUUUGCCAGUUUUGGUAGGGAGAGGAACUCUGGUACAAAGCUCUUCAACAUCUCGGGCCACGUGAAUCACCCCUGCACCGUGGAGGAGGAGAUGUCUAUUCCCAUGAAAGAGCUAAUCGAGAGGCAUGCAGGUGGUGUUCGUGGGGGUUGGGAGAACCUCUUGUGUGUGAUUCCUGGAGGGUCUUCCACACCUCUCAUCCCUCGUCAUGUGUGUGAAGACGUCAUGAUGGACUUUGAUGCCCUCAUUCAGGCUCAGUCUGGCCUGGGCACUGCAGCCCUCAUAGUAAUGGACAAAUCAACAGACGUAAUUAGAGCCAUUGCACGCUUGAUUGAAUUCUAUAAACAUGAGAGUUGUGGCCAGUGCACCCCCUGCAGGGAAGGCGUGGACUGGAUGAAUAAUAUGAUGUGGCGCUUUGUUAAGGGAGAUGCACGGGAAGCAGAGAUUGACAUGAUCUGGGAACUCAGUAAACAGAUCGAGGGCCACACCAUCUGUGCUCUGGGUGAUGGAGCUGCAUGGCCAGUACAGGGCUUGAUCCGUCACUUCCGUCCCAUUAUGGAGAGCAGGAUUGCACAGUUCCAGCAGAAACAGCAAGCCCGGGUGUAAACUUCUUUUCCUUCUUUCUCUGCAGUGUCUUCUUAAAACACUGCUCCCCUUUACCUUACCUUACAUUAUUAUUUAAGAGAAAUGAGUGUUUCGCACAAAUACCUGAACUGUUAUCAACAUCCAACUUGCUGUAUCAUCUUGUGUGAACAUUGUUAAUAAAGUUCCAUGAACCAUA
Electrophorus electricus (electric eel) is the source of this 1803-nucleotide messenger RNA. RefSeq names its product NADH:ubiquinone oxidoreductase core subunit V1 (gene ndufv1). Gene Ontology annotation, molecular function: 4 iron, 4 sulfur cluster binding; FMN binding; NADH dehydrogenase (ubiquinone) activity. NCBI's taxonomy places the organism in Eukaryota, Metazoa, Chordata, Actinopteri, Gymnotiformes, Gymnotidae. Gene Ontology annotation, cellular component: respiratory chain complex I. Gene Ontology annotation, biological process: mitochondrial electron transport, NADH to ubiquinone. The record is from RefSeq and is a predicted model, not a curated record.